This is a messenger RNA of Centrocercus urophasianus (Greater sage-grouse), 6863 nucleotides long. It is a transcript of the gene ADAMTS6, whose product is annotated as ADAM metallopeptidase with thrombospondin type 1 motif 6. NCBI's taxonomy places the organism in Eukaryota, Metazoa, Chordata, Aves, Galliformes, Phasianidae. The transcript has 25 exons. Bases 421 to 3780 code for a protein of 1119 amino acids. Gene Ontology annotation, molecular function: metalloendopeptidase activity. The record is from RefSeq and is a predicted model, not a curated record. Gene Ontology annotation, biological process: proteolysis; extracellular matrix organization. Gene Ontology annotation, cellular component: extracellular matrix.
UUGGGGAGGCGACAGAACGUGAUUCUGUGGGCGCAGACACCCCGAUGGUGGCUUGCUCAGAGGGGAAAAGCAGAGAGGGAAGCGGGACCCGUCCUGUGCAAUCUCUAUUGUUUGAAACUUACUUUGUAUCAGAAAGUGAAGAUGAGCACGGAAAAGAAAUGGAGCAAGUUCAGUAGCUAUCCACUCUAACAUCUUAAUGAUAUCUUAAGGAAUCUUACAGUGCUUAUUUUGAAUUGAGAAAAUGACUGCAGAUAUAGAAGAAAGUUGUUGGAAAGGAAUACCUGUCAAAAAGUGGAACUUCCAAUAGUAUAAGAUAAAUAUACUUGUUAUGGUGCAAUUCUGGAGUGGAGUUAACCCUAUAGCACACAGGUAGCCCUCCAAGGAGAGAGAGGAAAAAAAAGCUUUCUGUUUUUCUAAAUUAUGGAAAUUUUUUGGAAGACGUGGACAUGGAUUCUGAGCCUAGUCAUGGUUUCAUCGGAAUUUCACAGUGACAGCAGGCUUUCAUACAGUUCUCAAGAGGAAUUCCUGUCUUACCUUGAACACUACCAGCUAACAAUCCCAAUAAGGGUUGAUCAAAAUGGAGCCUUCCUCAGCUUUACUGUGAAAAAUGUUAAACCCUCAAGAAGGAGAAGGAGCAUAGACCCUUAUGAUCAAGAACUGGCAGCAUCUAAAUUAUUUUUUAAACUUUCUGCCUAUGGCAAGCACUUUCAUUUAAACCUGACUCUCAAUACAGAUUUGGUGUCCAGACAUUUUACAGUGGAAUACUGGGGAAAAGAUGGUCCUCAGUGGAAGCAUGAUUUUUUAGACCACUGUCAUUACACGGGAUAUUUGCAAGACCAGCACACUACAACUAAAGUGGCUGUAAGCAACUGCAAUGGUCUGCAUGGAGUUAUUGCUACAGAAGAUGAAGAGUAUUUCAUUGAGCCUUUAAAGAAUAUAACAGCUAAUUCAAGUAACUUCAGUUACGAGAAUGGUCAUCCCCAUGUCAUAUACAAAAAGUCUACCAUGCGCCAGCAACUUCUGUAUGAUCAUAGUCGCUGUGGAGUUUCAGAAGACCUCACAAGAAGCAGUAAACCUUGGUGGAUGAGUGAUGGAUCUGCUUUUCCAACUUCACUUCCUGUCAAUGACACAUUAAGUAGUCAUAGUCGACAGAAGAGAUCAGUAAGCCUUGAGCGGUUUGUGGAGACGCUGGUAGUAGCCGACAAAAUGAUGGUGGGAUAUCAUGGUCGCAAAGACAUUGAACACUACAUUUUGAGUGUAAUGAAUAUUGUUGCCAAACUUUAUCGUGAUUCCAGUCUAGGAAACGUAGUGAAUAUAAUAGUGACACGUUUAAUUGUCCUCACUGAAGAUCAGCCAAACUUGGAGAUAAACCACCAUGCAGACAAGUCCCUCGAUAGCUUCUGUAAGUGGCAGAAAUCCAUUCUCUCCCACCAAAGUGAUGGAAACACCAUUCCAGAAAAUGGGAUUGCCCACCAUGAUAAUGCGGUUCUUAUUACUAGAUAUGAUAUCUGCACUUAUAAGAACAAACCAUGUGGAACUCUGGGCUUGGCCUCUGUGGCUGGAAUGUGUGAGCCUGAAAGGAGCUGCAGCAUUAAUGAAGACAUUGGCCUAGGUUCAGCUUUUACCAUUGCACAUGAGAUUGGUCACAAUUUUGGCAUGAACCAUGAUGGAAUAGGAAAUUCCUGUGGGACCAAAGGUCACGAAGCAGCAAAACUAAUGGCAGCUCAUAUUACAGCAAACACCAAUCCUUUCUCUUGGUCAGCCUGCAGUCGGGAUUAUAUCACCAGUUUUUUAGAUUCGGGCCGUGGUACUUGCCUUGAUAAUGAACCUCCCAAGCGUGACUUUCUUUAUCCAGCUGUGGCCCCAGGUCAGGUGUAUGAUGCUGAUGAACAAUGUCGCUUCCAGUAUGGAGCAACAUCCCGCCAAUGUAAAUAUGGGGAAGUGUGUAGAGAGCUCUGGUGUCUCAGCAAAAGUAACCGCUGUGUUACCAAUAGUAUUCCAGCAGCUGAAGGUACUCUUUGCCAAACAGGAAGCAUUGAAAAGGGGUGGUGCUAUCAGGGAGAGUGCGUUCCUUUUGGCACUUGGCCCCAGAGCAUAGAUGGGGACUGGGGUCCGUGGUCAAUAUGGGGAGAGUGCAGCAGGACCUGCGGUGGAGGAGUCUCCUCAUCAAUAAGACACUGUGACAGUCCAGCGCCUUCAGGUGGAGGCAAAUAUUGUCUUGGAGAAAGGAAGAGAUAUCGCUCCUGCAACACUGAUCCAUGUCCUGCAGGGGCCCGUGACUUUCGAGAAAAACAAUGUGCAGACUUUGACAAUAUGCCUUUCCGUGGAAAGUAUUAUAACUGGAAACCCUACACUGGAGGUGGGGUUAAACCAUGUGCAUUAAACUGCUUGGCUGAAGGUUAUAAUUUUUACACUGAACGUGCUCCUGCAGUAAUAGAUGGGACUCAGUGCAAUGCUGACUCACUGGAUAUCUGUAUCAAUGGAGAAUGCAAGCAUGUAGGUUGCGAUAAUAUUUUGGGAUCGGAUGCUAAGGAAGAUAGAUGUCGUGUUUGUGGAGGAGAUGGGAGUACAUGUGAAGCCAUUGAAGGUUUCUUCAAUGAUUCAUUGCCCAGAGGAGGCUACAUGGAAGUGAUUCAAAUUCCAAGAGGUUCAGUGCACAUUGAAAUAAGAGAAGUGGCAGUGUCCAAGAACUACAUUGCUCUAAAAUCUGAAGAGGAUGACUACUAUAUUAAUGGUGCCUGGACUAUUGACUGGCCAAGAAAAUUUGAUGUUGCUGGAACAGCUUUCCAUUACAAGAGGCCAACAGACGAACCAGAAUCUCUGGAAGCACUAGGCCCUACUUCGGAAAAUCUCAUAGUCAUGAUUCUGCUACAGGAACAAAAUUUGGGUAUAAGGUAUAAAUUCAAUGUUCCCAUCUCUCGCACUGGCAGUGGAGACAAUGAAGUUGGCUUUGCGUGGAAUCAUCUGCCUUGGUCAGAAUGUUCUGCCACUUGUGCUGGAGGUGUGCAGAAACAAGAGAUGGUGUGUAAAAGGUUGGAUGACAACUCUGUUGUACAAAACAACUACUGUGAUCCUGACAGUAAGCCUCCAGAAAACCAAAGAGCCUGCAACACUGAGCCUUGCCCACCUGAAUGGUUUAUAGGAGAUUGGUCAGAAUGCAGUAAGACCUGUGAUGGAGGAGUGCGUUCACGAACAGUUCUCUGUAUCAGAAAGAUUGGACCUUCUGAGGAAGAGACACUGGACAAUACCAACUGUUUAACACACCGGCCUAUUGAGAAAGAGCCCUGUAACAAUCAGUCCUGUCCCCCACAGUGGGUCGCUUUGGACUGGUCAGAAUGCACACCAAAAUGUGGCCCCGGAUUUAAACAUCGAAUUGUUCUGUGCAAAAGCAGCGAUCUUUUAAAAACUUUUCCAGCUGCUCAGUGCCAAGAGGAGAGCAAACCUCCAGUCCGCAUCCGCUGUAGUUUAGGUCGUUGUCCUCCUCCUCGCUGGGUUACUGGAGACUGGGGACAGUGUUCUGCACAGUGUGGUCUUGGGCAACAGAUGCGAACAGUACAGUGCCUCUCGUACACCGGACAAGCAUCCAGUGAGUGUUCAGAAACACACAGACCUCCAUCAAUGCAACAGUGUGAAAGUAAAUGUGACAGUACUCCCAUUUCCAACACAGAAGAGUGCAAAGAUGUGAACAAAGUGGCAUAUUGCCCACUGGUGCUGAAGUUCAAGUUCUGCAGUCGUGCAUACUUCAGACAGAUGUGCUGCAAGACCUGCCAAGGACACUGACCCACAGAAAGCAUGAGAAUGUGCCUUGUUAUUAUCAUUGUGGAAGAGUGUCUAUUGAAGAGAGCCACACAGCGGAGUAAGAUUGACGUCCUUGGAAAUGCAUUACCCUGUGGAAAACGUAACCACUGGUCAGCCCCAGCUGACAGGAUUUCAAUAUUAUUUUAACUUCUGUGAAGUGGGAUUUAUUCAUCCAAAGUGCUGGACACAGUAUAAGGAGGGCAUGCCAAAUUGGAAAGAUCCGCAUAACACAUAUAGAAUAGCUUACUGUGGAACAUUUGUGUUCUUUUGACUCAAUCCAAUAGUCUGUUUACCUCCUUGGACCAUUAAAAUAAUUUUUAUUAUGGACUUAGCGAUGACACUGAAUCCAUUUGUAUUUAAAACUGUUUAAAAUGUAGCUGUUAUGACUUGGUCUACUAUGGAAGUAAAGAAGAAUCAAAAAAAUGUUAAGUCAUAGCUUAAAAAUGAAAACUAUUUUAUCUCGUGACACAGCACCACAAUUUAAAUUAUAGAAUGAGUUUGGAAAUGUUAUUUAAGGAGCAGAAAUUUUAAAAAAAAAACACAUAUUUUUUCCCUCAUUCCAUCUAAUUCCCUUUGGAGUAAUCCAUAUUUCCUGAACACUGCUGUGAACCACAUAUAAAGCUAUACUCAGUAGAACAACCAUGAGGGAUUUUAUUUUAAAAGGUGCAACAGUUAUUGCAGUGGUGCAUAAAGUACAAGUAUGCUAUGAAAUGAAAUGAAAUCUGUGUUGCAGUUUUAUAACGUUUGUACGAGCAAAACCAAGGUGUCCACUAAAAGGGAACAUAUUUCAAUUCCAUGGGGGAGGCAGACUCCAAUAGUAGUGAAGACUGUAUUGCCAACUCUUUCACUACUACUGUACAGCUUGUUUAGAAUGUAAGACUUUGACUCCAGUGCACUUUUGUUUACAUCACUAUCCACAAAGAGGAAACAAUUUAGUGGGCAUCCAGAUCUGUUUUAUAUGUUAUUUUUGAUUCUCCAAGACCAAGAAGUAUCAGUGUGAAAGAUAAGCCUACUGUGUAAUAACAACGAUCCUUUGCAAAACUGAAAGUUAAAUGGAUUCCAGAUGUUCCCUUCUUUGAUACUGUAAUGGAAGGGUAUUUGUUUAUGAGGAAGAAUAUGUGAGUCUGCUGUUCAGGAGACCAUAUCAUAGUAGACAAGGUUACAACCAAAGACUUGUGGGGAUAUAUAGAUUCUGUUAAAAUGAGAAGUCAGGAAUGUGCUUGAGCUGGGGUACAUGCCAGGCUAUUAGGGGUAAGGCACACUGGAAAAGGGGUGGCUAGAAAUAAGUCUGGCCACCUUGACCUGAAUGGCCAAGUACACAUUUCAAGCUGGAUCAUAUUUAAAGCUUGAGGCAGCUUUCAGUAUGAGACUGGAAGAAAGUCCUGUCUCUGGAUUAGUAGCUAGAUUCCAUAUGAUUUUAACUAUUUCAACUAUUCUGCUGCCAUAAUCCACUUCGUAUAAACAUAAUUUUAAUACUCACCAUUUACCUUACAUUUUUAAAUGUGAAACCAAACUACUUAGGCAGUUCAUAUUCAAGAAUCUACCAUUAGAAAAGCAAAAUGUCAAUCAUACUCUUCUUCCCUUCACUUCUCAGUUACAGACUCAACAAGGAGAUAAAAAAGUGGGUACUAGUUUAUAUUAAUAUGUUGUACUUGAACACUUGCAGUUUGCAGCAGGUACUUGAUGAAUGUGCUUUUUGUGUCCAACUAUGUCUCCUUUGUUGUAGUGCAAUUAAAAUAAAAUGAACAAUAACGUGUUACAAAUUCUAACUCAAAUAGCACUUUUUAAAAACAAGUACACUUUUCAGUGAAAAAUAAUUUCAGAAUAUGACGAGAUUGAAGUGUAUCAGUGUAUUUUACCAAUAACAAGCCAAAAGUGUUGCACAGUAUUUACUAAUGUGAAUUAACAUGAAGAAGUAGAUACUAUUAAGAGAACUCAUACCAUGAAAUCCCCCUAAUAUACUGACAAUCUCUCAGUGGGGUUUUGUGUAAUCCACAUAUUCAUUACCACAAAAAUUUUGUCAUCUGCUACCUCUUGCCAGUAUUUUCAUUUUGUUAUGCCUGUGACCAGUGGAACUCAUUUUCAGUUGGCUUGCCUUUAUUCAUGUAUGCUUAUCUGCUGCUCUCAUCACUAUGUAAACAACUCCUGUUAAAACUGACACCAGUAAACAGCCUUGGGAGUUGCACAUACGGAUCAGGGGCAGUUUGUAGUCCUUCUCAGUUAAAUGAAUCAAUUUUCUACAUUCUUUUGACAAAACACCUUGGUGCUAGCAUGCCCUGGUUAAGUCAAAAUACAAUAAAAGGGAAAGGCAUUGCUAUGGCAUUCUCUAAGCAAGAGGCCUCUCUGUAUCAGGGUCCGGUUUUCUCCAGGGCAUGAUUGUGUUUAUCAGAUAAUGUGUCUUUUCAGUUAACAAGAAAAGGGCUUUUUAUAUAUAUAUUUUUUACCUCACCUAAGACAUGAAUAUGGUAAGGAGUGUUUCCAAAGACACAUUUUGCUCUCUUACUGGUGCUAGAACACUAGGGAGUCCCAUGUUUACUCAGUGUAACAGCUCUGAGGCUGGAAUUUAAAGAACUCCCUGGAGCAACAUUGCAUUGUAUUGUUAAAGGGAACAAAACAGAAUGUAUGUGGAUUUACAAACUAAGCAACACUUCAGACAAAUUAAAAAAAAAAAAUAAUUGGUUUCCACAGCACAGUUCAUUGCUGCUGCUACGCUGUAGCCAACUAUGUAAUCUAAGCUAAAUAGUGUUAUAUUCCUAAAUAGUGACAAUAGGACUAUUUGUACAGGCUAUAAAUAUGACAGGCCUAGAAUCAAAUAGUAGAACAUUAAAUACAGAAAUCAGUCUGCUGCCAGUACUUUCACUGAGCAAUUCUAUCAGAUGAAGAAGAUCAAAACAAAGAAAAAUCUACAGAUUGACCCCUUAAGGUGUGUACACCCCAAAAUAGGCCAUUUUGUUAGGAACUUUGUAAUGGAGUGAAUGUUACAUAGAUAUCCUUAAUAAUACAGACUGAAAUUACUUUGUAUUAUUGUGAUUAGUUGCUUAUUAUUUUAUACUCAGUAUUAAUGU